AUGGCAUUCAUACGCUGCGGCUCCGAGCCUGUGCUCGGCAAGAAGCCUGCUAGAGACCCCGCAGAGGCCCGGUUCCUCAAUUUUUUGCACCGCUACUCAGAGAAGAGAAGGCCGAGCAGGCCUGUGAGCAGGGCUCAGACGCAACCCAACCUGGGUUCUUCGGGUUCUUCGCUGGGCUCCUCUUUGAAGCGGGCUAGCACCUUGAAGCCCGGCCCGCUGCAGUCGACAGCACCGUGCCUCUCAGACACCAGUGCCCCGACUCGCCCCUCGUCAGGGAAAGUGAAGCCCAUACUUUUGGCACCUGUCACGCCGAUGACGGCCUUGCUUCGGAGGCCAAUGUCGGCAGGGAGCCUGCAGGGCCUGAGUUCCCCAAAGAAUGACGCAAUCAGGCAAAGAGUGCUUUCAAAAAUCGCAUCAGGGCUGCAUGUGGCACUGUUGGGCCAAAGGCCAAAGCAGCAACACGAGCCAGAGGAUGAGGCGCCAGAGGCGAGCAUGGAGAAUGUGCUCCGUGUUUUCCGGCAUUUUCGGAGACUCAAGAGAAUUGAGAGAGAGCAAGCGGCUGAGACCAAGUUGAUGUACGAGGUGAAGCGCGUGCAAGAGGCUUGGUGCGAGCCAAAUAUGAAGUCGGCUAUUCGCGAAGUCGAGGAAUAUGAGGCUGGGGCCAAUCCAAUCUCUCGGCUGCACUGGGCGACAUUUCAAGCUUGGGUGGAGCAAGAAGCAACCUGUGGAGUCCAUCCGCAGUACCGCCGCACGUUGGCCGCAGUGCUGCGAGGGCUUCAGUUGUGGAAGCAGCUCUGUGCAAGUCCGGCACAGUCUUCGGAAGGCAUUUCCUUGGGCCUGUUGUUGUCAUGGGUGUAUCCCGAUGCGCCUUGCACCCGAGUGGCCGACUUGCUGGCCUGCAUCGGCAAGCAAGAGCUGGAAAGCAUCCGCCACCAGACUCCACGGCUCGUCGAUCCCGAUGAGCGCAGGCAACUAGAAAGGAUCUUUCAGAAUGAGUACGCGAAGGGUCGGCCAAGCAUUUCAACCGAUGAUAUGGCAGGGGGUUCAUUUCCUGACCAGCGGACAAAGCUGCUCACCCUGGUGGACUCGCAUUUGGCGCAAGAGGUGUUUGGAGACAAGCAGAUUGAUAUUCGGACAUUCUUGGAGCACAUGUGCGAGAGGGGAUGCCGGGGUCACGAGCAAGUCCGGAGCUUGACCAGUCAGUUUAGCGGACGACUGCGUGAUGCUGAGAAUCCCGCGUUUGCAAUGUCAGGUUGGUUGGCUGAGACGCCUUCCAAAACGGAAUUGGCACAACGGAGACUGAUAGACGCCGUGGAAGCAGAGGUUAUUGCAUGGAGAUCUGGGAUUGGCUAUUGA
Messenger RNA from Effrenium voratum, 1356 nucleotides. NCBI's taxonomy places the organism in Eukaryota, Dinophyceae, Suessiales, Symbiodiniaceae. The record is from the annotation of a GenBank genome assembly.